AGAAUCUGAUAUUUCAAGGCAGAAUUAACUUGACAUGACCAUGAAUUCAUUCCCUCUUUUUCAGCAAGCCCUGGUCUUGUAUGCUUUACAGUAUCAGUAACAGCCCAGGGUAGUGCACAAAACAUACAGGUUUCUCUGCACUGAAAGAGGCAGAUUUUUUCCUGAAUGGAAAAGAUAGUGCACACAGAAGCAGUUGCAGGUUAUCGUGAAUAUAGAAAAUGGAGCAAGCUCAUGUUGUAGAGAGGAAGAUGGGGAUGACCAGAAGGACAUUUUUGAUGGAGUUGGCAAGAAGCAAAGGUUUCAGAGUAGAAAGUGAAUUAAGUGACUCUGUCACUCAUAUUGUGGCUGAGAACAACUCAUACCCAGAGGUGCUGGACUGGCUGAAAGGACAGGCUGUGGGUGACAGCUCCAGAUUUGAAAUACUGGAUAUUUCCUGGCUCACAGCCUGCAUGGAAAUGGGAAGACCAGUUGAUUUGGAAAAGAAGUAUCACCUUGUGGAACAAGCAGGACAGUAUCCUACUCUGAAAACACCUGAAUCGGAAGUGUCGUCAUUUACUGCAAGCAAAGUAUCCCAGUACUCGUGUCAAAGGAAGACAACAUUAAAUAACUGCAACAAAAAAUUCACAGAUGCCUUUGAGAUAAUGGCUGAAAAUUAUGAAUUUAAAGAAAAUGAAAUAUUCUGCCUGGAAUUUCUGAGAGCAGCUUCUGUGCUGAAAUCUCUUCCAUUUCCAGUAACCAGAAUGAAAGAUAUACAGGGGUUGCCUUGCAUGGGAGACAGAGUCAGAGAUGUUAUUGAGGAGAUUAUUGAAGAAGGAGAGAGUUCUAGAGCUAAAGAUGUGUUAAAUGAUGAACGAUACAAAUCAUUUAAGGAAUUCACUUCAGUCUUCGGAGUGGGAGUGAAGACAUCAGAGAAAUGGUUCAGAAUGGGUUUACGAACUGUGGAAGAGGUAAAAGCUGACAAGACCCUGAAGCUGUCAAAAAUGCAGAGAGCAGGGUUUCUCUACUAUGAGGACCUUGUUAGCUGUGUUUCUAAGGCAGAAGCAGAUGCAGUAAGCUCGAUUGUCAAGAAUACUGUGUGUACAUUUCUACCAGAUGCUUUAGUUACCAUAACUGGUGGUUUCAGAAGGGGUAAGAAGAUUGGGCAUGAUAUUGAUUUUUUGAUCACCAGUCCAGGACAAAGGGAAGAUGAUGAACUUCUGCAUAAGGUUGUUAACUUAUGGAAAAAGCAGGGCUUACUUCUGUAUUGUGAUAUAAUUGAAUCAACAUUUGUUAAAGAGCAGAUCCCAAGUAGGCAUGUUGAUGCCAUGGAUCAUUUUCAGAAGUGUUUUGCAAUUUUAAAAUUAUACCAGCCAAGAGUAGACAACAGCAGUUACAACAUGUCAAAAAAAUGUGACAUGGCAGAAGUCAAAGACUGGAAGGCAAUCCGUGUGGAUCUGGUCAUAACCCCCUUUGAGCAAUAUGCAUAUGCUCUGUUAGGCUGGACAGGCUCCAGGCAAUUUGGGCGUGAUUUGCGGAGGUAUGCUACUCAUGAAAGGAAGAUGAUGUUGGAUAACCAUGCCUUAUAUGAUAAGAGAAAGAGGGUCUUUCUCAAAGCUGGAAGUGAGGAAGAAAUCUUUGCACAUCUUGGCUUGGAUUAUGUCGAACCAUGGGAAAGGAAUGCUUAAAAUGAUUUGCCAGUGUACAUUCAUCAGUUGACAGCAGUGAUCCUUCUAACUGUCUUGCAGUCUGGUACAUUACAUGUAUCUCUGUGACAACUAAAAUUUAAGAAAAAUAUUUUGUUAGAAGCCCUUAUGCAUGUUGAUCUUCCUAGAAAAGAAAAGUUUGAGUUCUUCAGAAUCUUUUCCAGUCUUUUCAGUUUUAAUCUUUGAUGUGGGUUUUUUGUUGUUGUUGAUGUAGUUGUUUGUUGGUUUUUUGUUGUUGUGUGUGGGUUUUUUUUUUUUUUUCCUUCCAGGGGAAAACUUCUAACUGAUGAGAUUUUAGCUUGUAAUAGGAAUUUAAAAUUUCUGUGAAUAAUACAUGAUUGUUAAAAUACUGUCAGCUAUGGCAGUACCUAAAUAAUACAAAACAUUUCAGCUGAGUCCAGAAAUUACUGAAGUGGAUGUUUAGUGUUAGCUGAAUUUUUAAGUGUUUUGCUGCAUCCAUAUAGAAAAUCUCUAGUAUAUAGACCUAUAUAAAGGCUAUAAAGUUUAAAGACCUGAUUUAGUAUGGCAGUCUCAGCCAUGUGAGCCUCAGCUAUAAUAUUUAUCUCGUUGGGUCAGAACUCUACAAAAAUUGUAAUCAAGCUGAGAAUUCAGAUUUUAAAACAUUAUGCUGGAAGGGACUAUGGAAUGAAAGUCAAUUUAUUCAGUAGCAAUCUUCAGUUGUGAGGAGAAAUACUAUAAAUUUGUAGAACUAAUUUUGACUGAGGAAGAUUGUCCUUAGUUGGGAAUUUGAAUCAUAACCUACAUGAAAACAGCUGUUUUAACAGUCAGACUGGUGGCUGCUGUAGGGUGAAAGCUUUGAAUUUUUUUUUUAUGCUCAAUUUAUGUAGCUGAAAAUUUAGUUAUUUCUUAGUAGCUACGUAUGCACUGAUAUGAGAAGUUUACCUGGGAUAUUUGGCAAUUGGCUGUUCUAAAAUGGUAUUCCUUUUUUUUUUUUUAAUCAGAAAUUCAUUUUGGAUGUGAGAGCACUUUUCUGAUGAAAGUACUCCUUUGAAAUACUUUGGUUUUAGAAAGUUCCCAGAGGCUCCUGUGACUGUUAUGAUAAUGGAGAAUUUGUAAUACAUUCAUCUUUUAAUCAAGGAGGGCAUUUAGUGCUUUAGUACUUGAAGCUACUUACUGACCAUUUGUUUGUCAUUUGUAAAAUAAAGAUGAUUGAGAACACCA
Messenger RNA from Gallus gallus (chicken), 2864 nucleotides. It is a transcript of the gene DNTT, whose product is annotated as DNA nucleotidylexotransferase. Lineage: Eukaryota; Metazoa; Chordata; Aves; Galliformes; Phasianidae. Gene Ontology annotation, biological process: double-strand break repair via nonhomologous end joining. The transcript is spliced from 12 exons. The coding region runs from base 219 to 1664 and encodes 481 amino acids. The record is from RefSeq and is a predicted model, not a curated record. Gene Ontology annotation, molecular function: DNA binding; DNA-directed DNA polymerase activity; DNA nucleotidylexotransferase activity. Gene Ontology annotation, cellular component: nucleus.